Pollicipes pollicipes is the source of this 753-nucleotide messenger RNA. RefSeq lists its product as uncharacterized. Gene Ontology annotation, biological process: microtubule cytoskeleton organization. Gene Ontology annotation, cellular component: cytoplasmic microtubule; cilium. Lineage: Eukaryota; Metazoa; Arthropoda; Thecostraca; Pollicipedomorpha; Pollicipedidae. Gene Ontology annotation, molecular function: microtubule binding. The record is from RefSeq and is a predicted model, not a curated record. The coding region runs from base 1 to 753 and encodes 250 amino acids. The transcript is spliced from 6 exons.
AUGAAGCUGCUGGCCAAGCGGAACGAGAUGCGGAAGGAACUGGACCGGACGAACCACGAGACGGGCGCCGCGCAGCGCGACAGGGACGAGCGUAGCAGAAAGUUCAAGCAGCUGGAGAAAGAGUACUCGAGCGGAGCCAGCGUGGAAUCACGUCUGGCCGCCAAGAGGAACGGCCACCUGGGCAGAGUGCCCGGCCAGAGCUUCGCCUCUCCUCGCCGCUCGCCCCACCCGGCGCCUCUGCGAAGGGCCUUCAGUCAGGAGCGUGCCCAGCGCAGCCGCAGGCCUUCCCAUGAGCUGGCAACCAAACCGAAGCAGCCAGCACUGCCCAAGUCGAAAACUUUUGGAGCCGAACUGAACAAGCGCAGUAUCCCGAGCAGCGCGAGUACCGUGUUUGGAGACCACUUGGAGAAGUUUGGAAACCCCAAGGCGGCCCUGGAAGAGGCGUACCGCAAGCUCAACUCUGAUGACUGGGAGCGGGAGGUCAGCGGCCUGACGGACCUAGUGCGCCUGUUCCGCUACCACCCGGACAUGGUCAGCGGCGACCUCAAGAACGUCUCGGCCGCCGUCAUCAAGCAGAUGAAGAAUCUGCGCUCGCAGGUGCUGCGUGCCGCUGUCCAGACCAGUUGCGAGAUGUUCCAGCACGUCGGCAAGGGCGUUGAACCGAACCUGGAGAAGAUCGCGCGAUUCUGCUGCAGAAGACGAGCGACACCAACAAGUUCAUCAAGGCGGACAGCAACCGGUCGCUGGACGUAA